This is a messenger RNA of Enterobius vermicularis (human pinworm), 774 nucleotides long. NCBI's taxonomy places the organism in Eukaryota, Metazoa, Nematoda, Chromadorea, Rhabditida, Oxyuridae. The record is from the annotation of a GenBank genome assembly.
AUGGAGAGUGAUGGCUUCCAACUUGUUAAGGGUGGGCGUAAAGUGAAAAAAGUAAGUGGGGUUCGAUCGUCCGUUUAUGUAGACAUAUUUAAUGAUGUAUCAGUUGAAGAAAUUGAGACCUUAAUGCAGCACGCUUUCAAAAAAAUGGAAAACUCACGUUUUCGACAGUUCGUUGUGAAUUCUAUAUCUGCUAUCCUCGCAGAUGCCGGAAGUGAUUGUUAUGUCAGUCAAAUAAGGGCAGUUGGUGUUGGGCACUUCUGCUUAAAAGGAACACACAGUUAUGGUUGUCAUCAGUUGGCGCUGCUCGUUUUACUGAAGCACUAUUUCAACUGUGAAGUUACAUUUCAGGAACCAGUUGCUACUGAUAAUGAAAAAGUUUGGCUGCACUCACAGGGUAUCCAGUGGCAAGAAGCUACCAUGCUUAGUGAAAGCACUGCCUCUUCAAAUCCUAAAUGUUUCACGUUAUUUUACAUGCCUCACUGCGACAUCUCACUAUAUAAUAAUGUAAUCUAUGCACACCGCUCGAGGGACCUUAUUUCACAUAUCAUAAUCUUUGGAAAUGAUCUUGUCAAGUUUUAUGUCAACCCUAAAUAUGAGCAUGAACUUUCUGCUGUUGUUGCUUAUAGGGAUGCUUGCGUAUCUGUUCCACUUCCAAAUUAUGAAGGGAGUCUUUUUGCUUUCAACGACACAGCGCUUCAUUUUGUAAACAAAAAAUUUCCCAAUUUUGUCGAGUGUGAACCGCACUACGAAUUUUACAGCGCUCCUAAAGUUUGA